Diuraphis noxia (Russian wheat aphid) is the source of this 411-nucleotide messenger RNA. RefSeq lists its product as uncharacterized. The record is from RefSeq and is a predicted model, not a curated record. NCBI's taxonomy places the organism in Eukaryota, Metazoa, Arthropoda, Insecta, Hemiptera, Aphididae.
AUGUUUUUUACGUACACAGGACUCGAAGGUGGUCCCCCGGCUGAAGGUGACCCCGCAGCACCCACUGACCCGGCCGACCCUGCUGCACCCGUCGACCCAGCAGAUCCGGCAGCACCCACCGACCCGGCAACCGAAACGGCCGCACCGACCGACCCGGCCACUGAAGCGGCGRCACCAGCGGACACGGCCACCACGGCGGCGGAACCGGCAGACCCUGCCACAGCCGUACCAUCAGCUGAAGCGGCGGUGGUAGUAGCUCCGGCCGAAGGCGAACAACCGGGGGCCACCGAGGAAGUUCAACCGGCUGAAGCGCCUGCCGCCGAGGCCACACCUGACGUAGCGCCUGCAGCCGAAAGCGUACCGGAACCUACAGCAGCUACAGGUGAUUGCACAAUAAGGGUGGUGGUCUGA